AUGAUAUCGCAGCAAACCACCAAAAAGCUGAGCCUCAAGAACGUUGAUGUGGCAGGCAAGCGUGUGUUCAUGCGGGUGGACUUUAAUGUUCCGAUGAAGGAUGGCCAAAUAACUAACAAUCAGCGCAUAGUCGCGGCUCUGCCCAGCAUCAAGUACGCGCUGGACAAGAAGUGCAAGUGCCUGGUAUUGGCUUCGCAUUUGGGUCGUCCGGAGGGGAAAAAGAACAAAAGAUUCAGCCUGGAACCGGUGGCCAAGGAGCUACAGAAGGUGCUGGGCAGGCCGGUGUGCUUUCUCGACGACUGUGUGGGGGAGAGCACUCUAGAUGCGGUGAAGAAUCCUCCACAGGGUAGCGUUCUACUGCUGGAGAAUCUUCGCUUCUACGCCGAGGAGACGGGCAGCACUAAGGAUAAGAACAAAAAGAAGAUCAAGGCUGACCCUGAGAAGGUUAGGCAGUUUCGGAGCAAGUUGGCCCAGCUGGGGGAGAUUUUUGUGAAUGAUGCCUUUGGCACUGCCCACCGUGCCCACAGCUCCAUGCUGGGUGAGGGCUACAAAGCUCGAGCUGCCGGGUUGCUGAUGGACAAGGAGCUCGAGUACUUUGCCAAGGCGCUGCAGGAACCAGUCAAGCCGUUCCUGGCCAUUCUAGGGGGAGCAAAAAUAGCUGAUAAAAUCCCACUCAUAACGAAUCUUCUCAAUAAUGUUUCAGUCAUGAUUGUGGCUGGUGGCAUGGCCUUUACAUUUCUGAAAACUCUCGACUCCAUGGAGAUUGGCAAGUCGUUGUUCGACGAGAAAGGUGCCGCCAUGGUGCCCGAAAUAAUGGCAAAAGCAAAGGAGAAAAAUGUCAACAUAAUCCUCCCCGUGGACUUUGUGUGCGCCAAGAAAAUCGACAGCAGCCCAAACGGAAUCGUGACCGUGGAUGCAAAGCAGGGUAUACCCAAGGAUAUGAUGGGUCUUGAUGUUGGCAAGUUAUCCAUUGAAAUAUUUGCUGGUGCCAUUUGCGCUUCCAAGACGAUUGUUUGGAACGGUCCACCGGGCUUGUUCGAGAACAAACACUUUGCCCAUGGCACCAGAGCCAUGUUGGAGGCGGUCAUUGGGGCUACCGCACGUGGCGCCACUACAAUCGUUGGCGGCGGAGACACGGCCACGGCUUGUAUGCAGUUUGGUGGCGCGGACAAGGUGUCGCAUGUGUCCACGGGCGGUGGUGCUUCACUGGAGCUGCUCGAGGGCAAGAUUCUGCCUGGUGUGGCAGCGCUGUCCGAUGCCUAAAUUAAUUGUUGGGUUACGAC
Messenger RNA from Drosophila subobscura, 1283 nucleotides. RefSeq names its product phosphoglycerate kinase. Gene Ontology annotation, cellular component: cytosol. Gene Ontology annotation, biological process: gluconeogenesis; glycolytic process. Gene Ontology annotation, molecular function: phosphoglycerate kinase activity; ADP binding; ATP binding. The record is from RefSeq and is a predicted model, not a curated record. The transcript is spliced from 4 exons. Lineage: Eukaryota; Metazoa; Arthropoda; Insecta; Diptera; Drosophilidae. Bases 1 to 1263 code for a protein of 420 amino acids.